AUGGUUGUAAUCAACCCCGAGCCCGCCGCCCUCUCCGCAGAGGAUCUGUCGCUCUUCUACACGACAGACGAGCUGCUCUCUGAUUCCCCCGUGCUCAUCUUCUACGGACCGACGGCCACCUCCACACAGGCGACACAUUCGCGCAUCCAGACCCACGUCUUCACACCAGCCGGCCUCCAGAGCUUCGCCCGCCUGAUUAUUUCGCCGACGGCUACCUACUACAAUGCCGUCACAUGUCUGCCGCGCGAGGAACAGGGCGACGAGAUUUGUCGCGGUCUCGCCUUCAGCCUGUACAAGUACUUCCUCGAGUUGCCCUCGGAGAUCAAGAGCGCUUGGGAGAAGCGAUACAACUCCUCAGACAACCUGCCCAUGGCCCCCAGGCUGUUCUCCGAGGCGCACGCCGCCAUCGUCGCUGCCAGGAUGAUCAAGGUUGAGAAUGUCGCAGAUGUCAUAGUAGAUGUGCGCCAUGCUUUGGGCGAGCAGACGCUGUCCUGGAUAGAUUUGGAUGUAGUCCUACCACAGGGAAGCAUCCAGAAGCUGGAAACACGCGAGUCGGGCCAAUUUGAAGACCUUGAAGAAGAUCUGGUUAAACAGCGGUACGGACAGUACGCACCCGUCGUCAAGCUAUUUGGAGAUGCCGCCUUCCUCCCCACAUCCAGACUCCGCCGCGCGCCCUCGAAACCAACCGCCCUCAACCGGUCACAGUCCUUCUCAAGGAAACAAAAAGAGACUCUUCGGCGAGAGAUGUGUGAGCUUUUGGAUACGGAGGAAAAUUAUGUGAGCAAGCUGGACGAGCUGGUCCACACUGUAGCGGUCGAAUUCCGAGAGAAGGCGAAGCAAAGGUCAGGCUCGAGUUCUAGCCCCACCGAACAGGCGCUACGAGGCUUGUUCCCUCCUAGUCUUGACAAGAUACUCGAAGUCAACUCCAAAUUCCUGGAUGCUAUACGUAUCAUCUUAGAGGAGUCCGAGAACGGGGCGAUCGAGGAUAUCGAGACAGCAACAGAUGACGUCUAUAUCGCACCGUUGCGUGGACAGAAGGACGCACCAGAUGUCACUGGAGCUGCAGCUGUUGCCAGAGCUCUUCUUGAGUGGCUACCACAGUUCGCCGACUGUUACACCGACUACAUGGCUGCUCAUGGUGACUUCUCACAGCUGCUAAAGCACUUCACAAAAGAACCAGCCUCCAGCUUCUCAAAAAGGGUCUACGAGACGGGCGAGCAACGACUUACAUCCAUGCUUAUCGAGCCGGUUCAACGCCUACCGCGAUACAAUCUGUACAUUGACAACAUCAUCAAACAACUUCCAGUUAGACAUCCUGCAAUCAGGUUGUUCUUGAAGGCGAGGGACAUGAUCUCGGAUAUAUGCACAAGAGAGGGUCCUACAGCAGCGCAAAUCAGGGUGUUUGAUCGCUUGCGCAAGAUGGUCAGUUCAUGGCCAUCCGGAUUCAAUCCUAAAGGGCGGCUCAUCUCAGUCAUUGAUUGUGUGGAGCUGUCUCCGCCAUACCAUGGUGAACUGUCUGGACCUGCUACGGUUUCCGGUAUCAUGAUAAUCUUUACAGAUUUCUUAGUGCUUCUUCAGAAGUCGGAGGACAGCUCGAUCAAUGCACGUGGCUUGCUCGCUGAGUUAGAUAACCCCAAGUUCGCCGAAUCCUAUGAUGGUACUACGGAACUCUCUUUCCACCAAUAUCUGGGUCUCAGCGAUAUCUUCGUCAGUGAGCACUCGGAGGGAAAUAUCCUACAACUAAUAUCCUCUGUGCCACUCGCCAAUCAACCCGGACGUCCAAGAAGUCGAGAACGUCAAAAGCUUGGCAUUCGCAUGUUCUACCUGCAAGGCGCCUAUGAGGGUAAAGGGCACAAGGUCACCGAAGAACUUACCAAAGCUCGCGUUGAAGGCAGGUUUUCGGAAGCGGAGCGGGAUGGCGGCAAAUGGGACGUCCGAAACUUGCCAGGCGAUCUGAGCUUCUUUUCAUCUGUGGCUGAGGAGACUGGUGGUCAGUAUGUUGAAGGUCGAAGAGAACCUGCGAGAGUACAGAUUCUAGUCGAAGGGUCAAAGUUCACCAAGCCCAUUUCAGUGGGAGACAAUGGUGUCGAGCUUACCGUCACAAUUACCAUGCUCGGAGACGGACUCUACCUGCUAGAGUCAAACGGUGCCAACGGCUACACGGCACGCGACAAACUUACCGACCAAGAGUUUCGACCUGUCCUCACGAAGCGACUUGCCAACUACUUCCAAAUGCGCAACAGUGUUAAGAAUCAUGUGCUAGCCGAGGCGUAUCUCUUGCGGAACAAGCAAAUACUCAAGUCACUUGCCUUGGAGAUGUAUGAGGCAGAACAACAAACAGGUAGCAAGAGCCGGCCACACUCUCCAGUAAAGAUGCUGUCUAGUUUCUUUGGCGGUAGCGUGGGUAACUUCAGUGGCAGCAUAAAUCGUGAAGGAGGAGGUUCCCGCAGACUUCAGCGAAAUGCUCAUACUAUGGGAGAGAUACCACGUAUGGCGCCUCCUGUUCAACUUGGCUCAACCCGUACGUACAGUCAUGACGGGGACAUGUCACGCCCUACUUCGUCCAGCACUACGAAGAGCAUUACUUUCAACGGUGCCGCGCCGACUGAUCCCUUCGCGAAGCUCGAGGAUACCUUGGCCAACCUGACUCUAGCAUUGCACGCACGCAAAGGCAACAUUGUUGGACGUUCCGUCCGCGCUAGAGCUGUCGCAGAUGAACUUGUUGUCAAUGAGCUGUAUAACACACUCCUGGAAAACCCAACUAACCUUGAACUUGCAGGGCAAUCCUCGGUGGAUGUCUUGUUCGCAGUGUUUGAGAAGUUCCUGAGCGUUGCUUGGAAAGAGAGAAUGGGCCCUGUGCUGUCGCAUGCCACGUUGGUCUCUUUACAGAUGCGAUCAGACAGCAUGCCACCUGAUGAGUUCGAGGAGUUUUUCAAAUACACCUUCGAUCAAUUCCAACCUCCCAAUCAACGGGCAUUCCGGGCAGUCAUCAAUCUCUUGGCGGAGCUGCUGGAUGGUACUAGCAACGAUGGAGAUCGAGGUAUCCUCACUGCAGCAUUUGCCGAGAUGCUAGUGCCUGCAGGCAAUGCAAACGAUUUCAUAUCUCUCAUGGAUCGCCUGGUCCAGGAUAUCGAUGCACUAUUCCCGGCUGAGACACCUGGUUUCAAUACCCCAAACUGGGGCUCCAUGGACUCCAAGAGUCGAUAUGCAGCCGCGGGCUCGCUCAACUCCAACACGUCAUUGAGGAGGCGUUUUGGAUUUGGCACUUUGGAGCGAGAGAACAGCAAGUCGGAGAAGGAGUCCAAGGUAGGCUCGCUCUGGCGCUCUCUUAGCAAGAACAGCCACGGAACAGACCUCCAACCACCCAGCAUGGGAAGGUCUGGUCCUGGGCACCUUGCUCGUUCUAACUCAAUAGACGCUGCUGCUCGCUUGUCGCCGAAGCGUCCGUCUUCUCGCGAUCGUCCAACUGUUCUUGGCGCAUUCACGUUUGAGAACGCGAACUCAAAUCCGAAUCCAAGCUCAAACACUAACGGCCGAGGAUUCGUGGGCAAUCUUGGGACUAUUGGAGAGGUACCUCCCACUGUUGGGCCUCCCCGCAAGAAGCGCCGUUCUUCUUUGAGUGAUCUCAAGACACUGCAGGAUGCUGACGAUGUGCCCGCGUGGUCCCCACAGACUCCUCGCAAAGCUGAUCCUUCAUUACGCCAUGAGAAUCGGCAAAUCAGUGACUCCCCCUUGGCUCCUGCGGCCGCUACGAUGGCGCUCCACAAGCACACAUCAUCGAUACCGACGCCUACGCGACUCGGUUCACCAUUGCGGGUAGACAGACCGGAUAAGAAAGAGAACGUACCUGCUGUCGGGACAGAGCGUCCAGCCCACGUAAGGGGCAAAUCGGUUACCAUGAAGCCGGAUGUCAUGGAUGAAGUAACAAUCAAGUCGAACAGUCCUACGAAAAAGCGAAGCGAGACUAUCUCUGGAAUACCUAAUCCUCUGAACCUUCCAAACAAUUCGAGUAUCCCAAACCUAAGGCCGACUACCAGUGCUGGUUUGCACGAGCGUAACGGGUCUGGUAACGCUGUCAAGCUACCACCUUCGACGCCACGGUCUCCAACCAAACCGAGCACUCCCUUGACAGGAAACUCUCCCAAGAAAUUGAGAAUGCAAUCGCCGCAAAAGCUGCGCGAGCGACUGCAAACUCAGCAACGCGAUAUAGACACAGCUUCGCAAGCUCUGCAGAACGAGCUGAGUGCCAUCGGCCAGGAGCUGAGUGCUAGAAGCACCCCACGCCUGACGACUCAGAGCUCGGCUCCGUCAUUAAUAACAGGAGGCACGCCUUCAAGGUCAGCUGAACAUCGCAUUGCCACACUGGAGAAGCUCAAAGCCACGUUGGACACUCUAUCUGCACGCACAUCAGGAAUAUCAAACGAUGUUACUUCGUCACUACAAGUUUCGGAAGCACGAUGCAAGCACCUAGACCAGUUAUACCGUGACGUCAAUGCCGAGAACGAAGCAUUAUACGCGCGCUUCAACGAAGAACUGGAGAAGGUGACAAGCAGCGCUCGCAAAGGAAGGGCUAGCGAAGAAGUAGAGCGACGAUUGAAGACGAGCGAAGAGGAGCUUGCGCGCCUGCGAAAAGAAAACGCACGAUUGAAGAGAGAGAAUGCUGGUUUGAAGGCGCAAAUCAGAGAGCGGGAUCUCGAUGUUGACCAAGUCGUACAGUCUGCUCAGCGUAAUUAA
Messenger RNA from Alternaria alternata, 4734 nucleotides. RefSeq lists its product as hypothetical. The record is from RefSeq and is a predicted model, not a curated record. The coding region runs from base 1 to 4734 and encodes 1577 amino acids. The transcript is spliced from 2 exons. Gene Ontology annotation, molecular function: guanyl-nucleotide exchange factor activity. Lineage: Eukaryota; Fungi; Ascomycota; Dothideomycetes; Pleosporales; Pleosporaceae.